This is a messenger RNA of Oikopleura dioica, 408 nucleotides long. The record is from the annotation of a GenBank genome assembly. Lineage: Eukaryota; Metazoa; Chordata; Appendicularia; Copelata; Oikopleuridae.
AUGACUAACACUGAUGCCGAUCUUCAAUCAAUGUUCCCUGACAUUCCAUCGUGGAAGUUCCAGCAGCGAAAGCUUGUGUGCGCUGCGAACAUCGCAGAGCACAAAGACAACCUUGCAAUACUGUACUGCAAGAUCUGGGAUAUUGCACGUGGAGGCGAGUCCAUCGUAGUCACUGAUGGCGAAGAAACAAUCAAGGUCACUGGCAAAAACGAACUUCUCGAAGAGUUCAAGUUUGGCGACUACAUUAAAAUCGAAGGUCGGGUGGAAACUGACAGUGGAAGCCAAGGUGUGAAGUUGGAAGCCUAUGAGAUCGAAGAGACUCCGGACGCAUCGGAUGAAUCAUUGAAACUUGCGAAUGGGACGGCGCUUCAGGCAGACAAGUGGAGUGCUGUUAUCUACGGAAACUGA